AAAGAGACGGCAAAAAAAGAGAGCGAGCGUGAGAGACAGAAAGAGAGAGAGAUGGCGGGUGCGUUUUGGGGGACGCGAGUGCUGGAGAUAGUGAAGAAGCACGAUUCUGGAGGUCUAGUGUGGAAGAGAAUAAAGCUGACCACCACCCGUAAAGCCAACGCCAAGAAGCGCCUCCUCCGUGUUUGGCAGAAUGAGGCUGUUCUGAGGGCAUGUGCAGAAACACCUACUUCACAAUCAUCAGGAGCUGCUGCCAGUGGAGUCUCUGAGAAAGAUAGCACAAAUAGCCAAUAAUGAGGUAGAAUGCUAGGCAAACUUGGAGGUGUUAGUUUGGUCAUCCUUGGGCCUCUAAAUAUCAACCAUGUGUUAUAACCUUCAAAUGAAUACUAUCCUGAACCUCCUUUUUUAUCUUUCUAUUUCUAGAGCUGAGCAUUAUGUAAGGAAGCUUUUAAGUCAUUGACUAAAUACGAUUAUAAUCAUGUGUAACCAGGAUAACUAUGAUGAAUUUUGAUGGUCCAUAAGACUGUUCCGAAAUUGCUUGCUGA
This is a messenger RNA of Prunus dulcis (almond), 542 nucleotides long. RefSeq lists its product as uncharacterized. The record is from RefSeq and is a predicted model, not a curated record. Bases 52 to 291 code for a protein of 79 amino acids. The transcript is spliced from 2 exons. NCBI's taxonomy places the organism in Eukaryota, Viridiplantae, Streptophyta, Magnoliopsida, Rosales, Rosaceae.